Messenger RNA from Aethina tumida (small hive beetle), 3114 nucleotides. RefSeq lists its product as uncharacterized. The record is from RefSeq and is a predicted model, not a curated record. The transcript is spliced from 12 exons. NCBI's taxonomy places the organism in Eukaryota, Metazoa, Arthropoda, Insecta, Coleoptera, Nitidulidae. The coding region runs from base 103 to 3096 and encodes 997 amino acids. Gene Ontology annotation, biological process: negative regulation of cell population proliferation.
GAUGAAUUACAGUGUACCGGCGUUAAGCAAGCAGUGGAUGUAUGUUUCUGUGAAAUUGAACUACAACACUUGACCCACAGCUCCAUCAAGAAGGAAUUUCAUAUGUAUUUGCCAGCAUCAUUCGGGGACAUAAAUGCAUUCCGCUUCCAGUCAGGUGUUAGUAUACCCUUCAGAGGUAACUUGUCCGCCUCCGUGAUGUAUAUUAAGUCCGAUCAAUCCCGCCACUUAGAACUAUUACUUCCUGAGGAUCAUUUGGCAUACGCCUACAGUUUAGGGCAACUCGGCUUGGGUUUUCCCAACUAUGAUUACCAAAUGAACUACGACGAUAGCUAUCAGUCUGUACACUCACCAACACCGGAUGAUCAAACUUACUCAAUCGAAGAUAUACCUCAACCACCCCACGUCGGAUUUAUAAAUAAAAUUGAGAAUAUGGGCGUCAUUCCCUCCGGCGUCCAGUUCAAAAAGGAGAUCGUAAUCAAGAAUAACUCGCAAACGGCUCAGAAAUGGAGAGUCCUGGAGAUGAUUCGUGACAGCUGCAACAACGAAGUGGUAGUUAACUGCAAGACCAAUUUCAAACCCACCAGUGGAGUUUUGGGUGUUGCCUGUAGUGGUAAAUUAGUGUACAAGGUUAGGGAUGUUAAGCCGCAUCAGUGGUCGUCUUUGUUGCUCCUUCAAACGCGAGUUAAGAAGAAGUGGGUCACCAAGUCGCAGUGUAUUUUGGUGUACGAAAGUAUCGUGCUCAACGUAAAGUUUAAAACGUCGCAUCCAUCUUUGCCGAUUUUAUGUCCGUUGGAAUUUGCUUACAAAGACGUGAUGGCAACGCAUGAAAUUGCAUUGGUGAACAAGAGCCCGUUGAUGGGGACAUUCGAAUUUCUAACACCGCAAGGCAAAGAUGCUGACAAAGUUCUGUUGGAGUUUGACCCACCUUCGGGCGUACUCGGCAAAAAUACCCAAGUUAAGAUCAACGUAAAGGUUACUCCCAAAGAAGUGGGUGUUUUGGAUGAAAUACAGGUGCCUUGUUUCGUGGGUAUGGAUCAAAAACCUUUGAUUUUAAGAAUUGUUCUUAUCGUUGACACGAUUCACGUCUACUUCUUUUUGCCUAAACAAGACAUGUUCGAUAGAAUUAGAUGGCCCAAAAUACAGGAACUGGAUCUUUAUGAGUGUAUUUGUAACUCUGAAUGGUUCACUGGGGAUGAAUAUUUCCAACCAUUGAGUCAAUUAACUUCAAGCCAAUCCUUAGACAAGUCUGAGCCUACUUUCAGAGAAUCAGAAUUAAAAAUGGCUUAUUUAAGAAUACUUAAAGGCACAGAUGAACACAAAUCGGUGGAGUUUACUGAAUCUGAAGACUCUUUAUACGUACAACCUGUUUUGGAGCUCGACUUCAAACGAGAGUUUGGGGAUGAAAUAAUCCUUCAAGAGAACGUCGUGGAAGUUUUAGCCGUCCCUCUUAAAAUUCCUACCAAGUUUUCGUUUUACAUAGAAAACUUGACACCUUUAACUACUACAGUGUCCUUCUCAACAACAAACUUUCAACCCAUAAACGACAACUUCCAAAACCCUUUAAACCAACUUCUGACCUCCAUGAAAAUGAAAGAUACAAUUAAGUUGUGGAACUCGAGUAUGCAAAAGGAAUUCGGAAUAUUAAUCGCUCCGAUGGAUGAUAAAUUACAACUUACACCGUUCGCUGUUACUCAGGUGACGUUCUGGAUAUACGCCAACACUUAUGGCUGUUACAUGGAAGAAAUCGCGGUGCAUUUGGAGGAGGUUCCGUCGUUUUGUUUCAGUUUGUUGGUGGAAAUUUCUGGCCCACCAAUAGAAUUUCCUUUUGCCCUCAAUGCCAUCACACCAGUUCCAAUUAUAAGAUUUGGACAUGUUGCUUAUGAAAAUGAUCCGAUUAAACGUAAAUUAAAAAUUAAUAAUACCAGUGAGGUGCCAGUGAAACUUAGUUUACACUUCUUUGAAUAUCAUCCUGAGGUACAACAACCGUUUAACGUGGUGUUAGCAAUGACAGAUGAACAGCCGACCCUCGAAGACACAAAACUCAUUAUUUCGAAUAAAUACUAUGGCCAAGAAACAUCCCAGCACUUAGAAUUGUCUCCAAGAGAUCUACAAAUAGAACCGCAUUCUUUCAUAGACGUAACCCUGACUCUAUUCCCAGAUAAAUUUAAGACGAAAAGGGAACAAACUGAUUUUAAUUGUAACAUUAUAUUUUACGCCUUUUUGAAUGAAGAGGACAGGAUCAAAAAGAAUAUGUUCUUCAGAAGAACUGGAAAAGAUUUACGAACUAUUAAAAUUGAAGUCAAGGCUACGAUAGAGUUGCCCAUAUUAAAAUUGGACCACAUAGAAGGGGACACAUUUAUAGAAGCAUACACCAACGAUUUGAUAUCUAAGAAGGUGUCCCAUAUUCAAGUCAGAUUAUUAUUUCGCAACGAAAACCAUUCGCCAAUUUUUGCUAUGUUUCAUGUCGAGCUUCCGUUUGAGAUCGAUUUCUUGAAAACCUCAGACGGAAUUGAGGAUACCCAACAAAUCUGCGUCAACCCUAACAAGACUUUAGAAGUCAUGUUAAAAAUAGAUGUCACUCAAGAAUAUUUAUUUUACAUAUCAAAUCUUUUGUAUAGGAAUGUUACAGAAAUUGAUUUGAUUGAUAUGACCCAUAAUAUUUUGACCAUACCGAGAUACUUGAACAUUCAUCAACGUGGCAUUUCUCAACAAUAUAUUCCACUAGAACUGCGUUUGCAUUAUCCAAAAAUAGAAGUGGAACCAACUGCGUUGAAGUUCGAUAGUGUGCUUUUAAAUCACACCAAGAAACUGCUGUUAGUAAUUAAGAAUCUGACUGCUGCAGAGGUUCCAUUCGAAAUCUACAAAACAUGCAUGAACAAUGUCAUAAGAUGUGCACCAAAUCAUGGUGUUAUUAAAAAAUCGACAGGAGUGAAUCAUUCAUUUAUGAAUGUGUUUGUCUAUUUUACACCAGACACUACACAACCAAUUUCGGAAUGUAUACGCAUUGUCACAAACAUCCCAGAAUAUUUUAUAGACGUGGCAAUUAAAGGGGUAGGUAUGUAUAAUGAAAAGUUUUAUAUACAUUAUAAAUUAUAAAUAUAAAUAUGUACAUUU